Messenger RNA from Culex quinquefasciatus (southern house mosquito), 1357 nucleotides. Its product is annotated as glycine-rich RNA-binding protein 2-like. The transcript is spliced from 5 exons. NCBI's taxonomy places the organism in Eukaryota, Metazoa, Arthropoda, Insecta, Diptera, Culicidae. The record is from RefSeq and is a predicted model, not a curated record. The coding region runs from base 451 to 1089 and encodes 212 amino acids.
ACUGCUGGAAAGUGGGGUGUGGGAAAAUUGCUGCUACUCUAACUGAUUGCAUACAAUUGGGCACACCAAGCUGAUGCAGCCAGCCGGAAAGGGAAAGAGAACGAGAGACAUCACAACGUCACCAUCAGCAGCAUUACGAGACGAUUAGCGUUGGCAGCUUUUUUGGGGGAAGAGCACAAAAUCAGUGCCAGAAGAAACUUUUUUGAAGGGGUUCGCGGCCGAAAAAAAGUGAACGUCGAAUUUAUUGUGCAAACAGUCGGCAAUAAUUCUUUUUUGGUGUUAGUGAUGAUUACAGAGGAAAGUAGCAGCGUAAAGUGAAGAACGAAUAAAAGUGGUUUGAAAGGACUCUUUGACGAGCAGAAAAAAAGAACGGAAAAGUUUUAUAAAAGUUUACGAUCAGGUGUGUUUCUUUGGAGUGUUGUACAGUUCGUGAAAGACAUCGAGCUAAAAAUGCUUUCAACGGGGUGGGUUAAAAAGACACUGCUGCUGGCCACGUUCCUCGGACUGGACGUAAUCCACUGCCAGCAGAGAACCACCGGCACCGACCAGGGGCAUCUCUUCCGACCGGCAUCAUCCGAGGCAGACUCGACCGCACAGACGCACGGUGCGGCCAUAGAACCGAGUGUCCGCGCCGAGGGAGGAAGAGCGUUGCGGAGCAGCUUUUAUCCUGGCGCCCAGAGUGAACGAAUUUUCGACCUGGGCAUGUUUGGCAAACCGUACUACGGUGGAAAUAGGGGCUACUACCCUCAGGGAGGCGGCGCCGGAUACUAUCCCCAGGGCGGGUACUACGGCGCCGGGGGAUAUUACCCUAGUACCGGUGGCUACCCAGGAUCAUCGGGCUAUUAUCCGGGCACGAACUCACUCGGAGGAUAUCCGGGCUACGGAGGGGGUGGCUACGGUGGCAGUUACGGAGGCGGUUACGGUGGUUACGGCGGAUUUGGAGGUAACGGAGGGCUGCAAUCCUACCUGGGGUACAGUGGUGGCAAUUACUACGGUAAUCGCAACAUAGGCUACGGCUACUACUCCGGCACAAAUCCGGCCGGAUUUACGAGCACCAGCCUGGUUAGCGGAUAUCGGGGUUACAAUUGACCGCCACCUACGUCCAGCUUGAAUCAAGUGCUUAUACGUGUGCUUUUGCACUGUGGUUGUAUAUGUGAACGUGCCUGUGUGUAUGUGUAUGUGUAGCGUCGUAAUCGUGAAACGUAAUUGUGAUAAAUAACUUAUGAAACACCGUCCUGGCAAACAAACCAAAGCAGCUUCCAGUGUAUCGUCAGACUUGCGGAAUCGCGUAAUUUAUUUCAUUUGGCUAAAUCCUAACUUAAUAAAUCGAAGAAAAAGAAAAAAAUCAUUGAGUCCA